This is a messenger RNA of Nematocida minor, 411 nucleotides long. RefSeq lists its product as uncharacterized. Bases 1 to 411 code for a protein of 136 amino acids. Gene Ontology annotation, biological process: regulation of DNA-templated transcription. The record is from RefSeq and is a predicted model, not a curated record. Gene Ontology annotation, molecular function: DNA-binding transcription factor activity; sequence-specific DNA binding. Lineage: Eukaryota; Fungi; Microsporidia. The transcript has a single exon.
AUGCCUGACCAUAAACCCCCCACAAAAAGGCAGAGGAAGCGGAUAUUCAAGAAUAUUACGUAUGCUUCUUUGAUAAUCAAAGCAAUCCAGGAUUCUCCGUACGGAAGAUGCACCAUAGACGAAGUGUGUGCGUACAUUGCAGAAGAGUAUCCGAACGAUCUUCCUCCCGAGCUAGUGAAAAUAUGGCAGGGGUGCGUAAGGCAGGUGCUCAGCAGGGAUGCGCGGUUUAUCAAGCUGGCCAGGCGCACAGGGUGCCGGGUGUCUGAGUGGAUUUACUUUCCUCCCUCUUAUCAGCCCAGCGUGCCACCAACCAAGCCGCUCAGCCUAAUGAAGCACAUACGGACAGUCUUGCGAAAGAAGGGAGAGUACAAAGAAUUCUACAUUAAAAAACCUCCACAAAAUGGAAAAUAG